Messenger RNA from Nyctereutes procyonoides (raccoon dog), 2233 nucleotides. RefSeq names its product WD repeat domain 88 (gene WDR88). Gene Ontology annotation, molecular function: protein binding. NCBI's taxonomy places the organism in Eukaryota, Metazoa, Chordata, Mammalia, Carnivora, Canidae. The transcript is spliced from 11 exons. Bases 1 to 1455 code for a protein of 484 amino acids. The record is from RefSeq and is a predicted model, not a curated record.
AUGGCCUCGCAGCCACCGUGCGCCCCCAGCUGCCCGGAAACCCCGGACGAGGGCGGGAAGGCAAAGGUGCCGCUGCCCCCGGUCAGCUCCGGCGACCUCGAGCAGCCGCCCCACAAACUGCCCUGUGCGGCCCUGGUCAAGGCCUACGGGCGCUUAAAGCUGUCGAUGCUGGAGGCACGGCAGGGCCGGCUGCUCGCUCCCGUCGACUCCCUGGAACUCACCCGGGCCUCCCCGCCACCCGAGGAAGAGCCGACGCCCGAGAGGAAGUUCUGGGGCGACCAGGAAACCCUCUCCAAGAUCCCAUUUAAAAUUAUGAAGGGACACCAGCACAUUGUCACUUCCUGUAACUUCUGUGUGGAUGACACAAAGCUGCUCAGUGGGUCCUAUGAUUGUACUGUGAAGCUGUGGGAUGCUGUGGAUGGCUCCGUGGUCCGGGAUUUUGAGCACAGGCCCAAAGCUCCUGUCUUAGACUGCAGCGUGACGGCCGACAGCAGAAGAUUUGUCACAGCGUCCCACGACAAAGCGGUGAGGGCUUGGGACCUUGAGACAGGCAAGCUGCUGUGGAAGAUCAAACACAAAACCUUCAUAGCCUCCUGUAAGCUUUCUCCCGACGGCAAGUACGUGGUCUCGGCCUUGGACGUGGACCGUGGAAUCUGUAUAACAGAUGCAGAGACUGCCACCACCGUGUCCUACGUCAAAAAUCAUCACGCCCGCUCUCUCACCGCAUGCUGCUUCGACUCCGACAGCCAGAAGGUGGCUUCUGUCUCCCUGGACAAAAACAUCAAGAUCUGGGAUCUUGCGUCCCAGGCCACGCUGCUCAGCAUCACAAAGGCUCAUUCCAGUGCAAUCUCAAACUGCUGUUUCACCGUCAGUGGCCAUUUCCUAUGUACAAGCUCUUGGGAUAAAACCUUAAAAAUAUGGAAUGUGCACACAGGGGAGUUUCGAAACUCUGGAGCCUGUGUGACUCUAAUGCAGGGCCAUGAAGGUUCUGUGAGCUCCUGCCACUUUUCCAGAGACACCUCUUUUCUCGUGUCUGGAGGGUUUGACAGGACCGUGGCCAUCUGGGAUGUAGGAGAAGGCUACCGGAAGCUCUCCUUGAAGGGCCACAGUGACUGGGUGACAGACGUUGCCAUUAGCAACAACAAGAAAUGGGUCCUGUCUGCUUCAAAGGACAGGACGGUGAGACUGUGGAAUAUUGAAGAAAUUGACCAAAUUCCUAUGGUAAUCAAGUACAAAAAGGCCCUGGGCUUAAAGGUGAAACAGUGUGAAGUAUGUGAAAAGCCUUUCUCCACCUACGAAAGUGACAUCUUUUCUGAAACAGUCACCAAAUGUGUGUUCUGCCGAAUGAGCGAGAAGGACUUGUCAGCAGAAGCCUUGUCAGCAGAAGCCUUGUCAUCAUCCUCAGGAGGGGAAGAUACACGGUCAAGGGAGUGCAGCCUGGGCACAGACGACUGACGGCCAUUGCGCCUGCUGGCUGGCUUGAGUAAGGUGACCUGUCACGCAGGGACCUCUGGCUAAGGCCCCUGCCCUGGCCCCGGAGGUGGGCGGUCACACUGGGGCACAGCGUCAGCUCCACAGCGCGCUGGGGAGUCACACACCUUGUUGUUAGUUUUCACGCAGAAUAAAUAUCUAGAUUCCUUUCGAAAACAAGCGUGCCUGUGAAUUCUAGAAGGCUUUUUGCUCCGUCUAAGCCUUGUGUCCCGGCGUUCACUCCGUCUCAGUGUUGCCCUGUAAGGCUCCUCGGUUGAUGGGGCUCAUCAACUGGGCAGGAAGAUGCGCGGGCACCUCCCCGGCUAAGGCUCCCCGGUGCCAGGGGGCUGAGCAGAGGGAGGUCUGGUGAGGCAGCGGGGCCGAGGGCAUUUCCAUCACAGGAGGCUUCGGGCUCUCCACCGCAGGCUUUCCCCUUUCCAGAAGGCCCAGACAGGGGUACGGCCCCCUUCCCGCUUCCAGAGCCCACCACACCACACCCUGAGUGGCCCAGAGGGACAGAGGUCUCAGGUUGGGGGGGCCUCCCUUUCCCACCCGCUUCGGCUCCAUGACUUAGCUCGGGCCUCGGUUUGGUUAAGCCCCAUCGGGCUUAACUGCAGGCCUGAUGUCCCGUCAGCGCGUGGGCCUCCGCGGGCUCUGGCCGUGGGCAGGGCUCCCGAGGCCCUCACCCGGCCCCAGCCCUGGGGUCUGGCCGCUCAGGCUGGAGCUGCGGGUCCGUGUGUCGCCGCUUCAGCGCUUCACCUGC